Xylona heveae TC161 is the source of this 2564-nucleotide messenger RNA. RefSeq names its product metallopeptidase MepB. The record is from RefSeq and is a predicted model, not a curated record. Gene Ontology annotation, molecular function: metalloendopeptidase activity. The coding region runs from base 286 to 2448 and encodes 720 amino acids. Gene Ontology annotation, biological process: proteolysis; peptide metabolic process. Lineage: Eukaryota; Fungi; Ascomycota; Xylonomycetes; Xylonales; Xylonaceae. The transcript has 3 exons. Gene Ontology annotation, cellular component: mitochondrial intermembrane space.
UGUUGAUGCCAAAACAAUACAUUUCAAAUCUGCCAUUCUUUCUAUAUAUCAAUCAUUUAUAAAAAGAUUUCUGGAUUCGGACUUCCUCUGAAGAGGGUCGUCAACGUGGCUACUCAUCGAAUCUUUAGAUUAUUCUUCAUCGUUCUUUUCAUUUUCGUCGCACUCUACUUCAUCGUGGCGUUUCCGUCGAGAGUCGCGCCACGAGUCUCAUUGCUCCUCGGACAGCUCAGGCCUCAAUUUACUCGACCCCAGAGCUGGUCAUCACGGCCACUUACCAACGCGAGUAUGGCUGCUCAGGCUUACCGGUCGCCUCCGCAGGCACCCCCAAAGUUCACGGCAACCCCGAAAUCCUUGGUUGAAGAUACCAAGAGACUCAUUGCCAAGUCUCGCGGCCUUCAGGACAAGCUUGCGGCAGAUCUCAACGAGGGCAAUGCAACUUUUAAAAAUGUGCUGGUGCCCAUGGCGCACGAUGAGAAUACUAUGGCGCUCGAAUCGAACAUUAUCGGUUUCUACCAGGCCGUGUCGACGGACCAAGGCUUGCGAGAUGCAUCCACUGAAGCUGAGAAGCUCUUGGAUGAGUUCUCAAUUGAGUCGGCGAUGCGUGAGGAUAUUUUCAAGCUGGUCGAUGCUGCGCUGAAGAAGGGCGAGAAGCUGGAUCCUGAAUCCCAGCGUCUGCUCGAGAAGGAGCACAAGAGCUACAUUCGGAAUGGGCUUGGGCUCCCUGCCGGCCCGAAGCGUGAUAGAUUCAAGGAGAUCAAGAUGCGGCUAAGCCAGCUUAGCAUCAUCUUCCAGAAGAACCUGAAUGAAGAGACGGGCGGUAUUUGGUUUACGCCUGAAGAAUUGGACGGUGUCCCAGAGGAUAUUGUGUCUAAUCUGAAGAAGGGCGAGGGCGAGAAUGCCGGCAAGGUUUGGCUGACGUUCAAGUACCCGGACCUUUUCCCGACCUUGAAGUAUGCCAAGAAUGCAGACGUUCGAAAGAAGGUCUUCAUAAACAAUGAGAACAAGUGCAAUCAGAACGUGCCGCUGUUCCGUGAGGCCAUAAUCUUGCGUGACGAGGCGGCUCGAUUGCUCGGUUACCCUAACCAUGCAGCCUUUAGAAUCGAAGACAAGAUGGCGAAGACGCCUGAGACGGUUGACGAGUUCUUGGGUGAUUUGCGCACCCGACUCACGGCCGGCGGCAAAUCCGAGAUUGACAAUCUCAAGAGUCUGAAAAAGGAGGACCUUAAAAAUCGCGGUCUUGACAAAGCUUACGAUGGCAACUACUAUCUCUGGGAUCACCGCUUUUAUGACAGAUUAUUGGUCGAGCAGCAGUAUUCCCUCGAUCACCAGAAGAUUGCCGAGUAUUUCCCAUUGCAGACUACGAUUCGCGGCAUGCUCCAGAUUUUCGAAGAGAUUUUCGGUCUCGUCUUUGUCGAACUCACUGGCAAGGAGCGGGAUGCGAUUUCAGAGACUGGCAAGGGUUCCGACAUUGUCUGGCACGAGGAUGUGCAAGUCUUCAGCGUAUGGGAUGACGAGGGUGAAGGCGGCAAGUUUUCGGGCUACCUCUACCUCGACCUUUUCCCUCGUGAGGGCAAGUACGGUCACGCCGCCAACUUCAACCUCCAACCGGGUUUCAUUGAUGAGAACGGCAAGCGGCGCUACCCAGCCACGGCACUGGUGUGCAACUUCUCGAAGCCGACGCCUAAGAAACCAAGUCUGCUGAAGCACGAGGAGGUUGUUACCCUCUUCCACGAGCUCGGUCACGGUAUCCAUGACCUUGUUGGCCGCACCAUCUACUCCCGCUUCCACGGAACAAACACGGUGCGAGACUUUGUCGAGGCUCCCAGCCAAAUGCUUGAGAACUGGUGCUGGACACCCUCGCAGUUGAAGUCACUCAGUCGGCAUUACUCGUCAUUGUCGGGCGAGUACAUGCAGGCAUACAUGGAAUCCGCUCCGGCCGGCACCGAGAAGCCGUCGGAGCGUCUUCCGGACGAGCUCAUCAAAAAGCUCAUCGAUACUAAGCACGUCAACGAUGCGUUAUUCAACCUCCGCCAGCUUCACUUUGGCAUCUUCGACAUGACCGUGCAUGAGCCCGAGGACCACGAGGCCGUGGAGAAGCUCAAGGUCUCGGAGAAGUAUAACACUCUCCGCAAGGAGAUUAGCUUGAUCGACGGCCCGGAGGUCCUGGGUGCGCCAAACGACUGGGGUCACGGUCAGGCUACCUUUGGCCAUCUGAUUGGCGGGUACGAUGCCGGAUAUUAUGGCUACCUCAGCUCGCAAGUUUACUCCACAGACAUGUUCUACACCGUCUUCAAGUCGAACCCAAUGAACGCAAAGGAGGGCCGUCGGUACCGCCACACCGUCCUCGAACGUGGCGGCAGUCAGGAAGAGAUGCAGACCCUCAUCGACUUCCUUGGCCGGAAGCCCAGCACCGAGGCCUUUUACAAGGAACUAGGCAUCAGCAAGUAAACCUUUUGGGAGCAUUCUUUUGCUCUAUAUUCUUUUUGAAACCCCAAAACUCUAGCAUGUAUCAUGUUCCGUAUAGCCUGUCGCAUAACACAUGGCAUGUAGCUUGUGCGAAGUAG